Molecule: messenger RNA, 933 nt
Organism: Fonsecaea nubica
Lineage: Eukaryota; Fungi; Ascomycota; Eurotiomycetes; Chaetothyriales; Herpotrichiellaceae
Exons: 2
Coding region: 1-933 (310 amino acids)
Source: RefSeq, a predicted model, not a curated record
AUGAAGAGCCUGUUGGAACUUCUUCGCGAGCACUUCCUCGAUGUUGACCACCUCGAAAAGUUUUACCGUUUCUGCGUCCAAGGCUCUUCACAAACCUUUGGUCAUAUUUCCCCUCUACUUAGACAGAAGAUAAUCUGGAAUCCAGACCACUGGGAGAUUUGCGACAUAGAGCGCACCUUGACGCUCCGUGGCACUUCAUGCGAGACUCGAAAUGCCAUCGUCCUCACCACCCUAGCUCUCCCAGAGAACAUGGUAGUUCUCGGAAUAAACUCUUUGAGCGAGGACGCUUUCGCUGUUUACAACCACGAUAGACAGGUCGUGAUGCAGAUCCCGCGAAAUGCGGCCCCGUUGUUCGGGGUUUUAUGCUAUGCAGUACAACUCGUGGCGUAUGAGCUUUGCCCGAGUGCGACGACCACCCUCUUGACUCCAGACUCGAGGGUGUGGGUCUCCCGUCGUUCCAUGUUGAAGAGUUACUGCCCCGGGCUUCUGGACAUUACUGUGAGCGGUGCCCUCGAAGCGGGCGAGUCUCCGCUCGACGGCAUCUUACGUGAGUCCCUAGAAGAGGCGUCUCUGUCAGAUACAGUGUUGCACGGCAGGCUUUACCCUUCCGGCGUCCUCAGCUACGUGGGGAGGGGCGGGGGAGAGUAUGGCGAAGGCCAUCCGUUCGCCCUACCCGAGAUCGACUUUUGCUACCACGUCGGCCUCGCUCCAGGAGUGGCCCCGGUCCCGAUGGACGGUGAAGUCAAAUACUUUGCACUCUUGACUGUCUCGGAGAUCCUAGACCGACUACGACGGGGUGAGUUCACGCCGUCGGCCACGUGCGUCCUCCUCGACUUCUUCAUCAAGCGCGGCAUUCUCAGCUUUGAGAACGAGCCCGACUAUAUCGAGAUUGUCACGAGGCUGCAUAGAGGGUUACACUAUCCUACGUUAUAA